AAUGUUUGCAAAUAACGCAAAUAUUCCUAAUAUAAAACACGAGAAAACACUCAUCCAGAUCAUCUAAAAAAAUUUCCAAUUUACACUGCAAAGUUUUCACUCUCAAGUUCACAAUGGCUUUGGUGCCUUUCCAAAGAUCCAAUUCCUAUAUUCGAUCAUCAUCAUCAUCAUCAUCAUCUUCGUCUUCUCAUCCUGUUCAAUGGACAUACGAUGUGUUUUUGAGCUUCAGAGGCGAAGACACUCGCGACAAUUUCCUCAGUCAUCUCUAUAAAGAGUUGAAUCGAAAGGGAAUCAACACCUUCAUAGACGAUAAAGAGCUCCAAAGAGGGAAAAAAAAUUCGCCAGAACUCCUCAAAGCUAUUGACGAAUCAAUGUUUUCGAUUGUCAUCAUAUCGGAAAACUAUGCUUCGUCAAGUUGGUGCUUGGAUGAACUUGUGAGGAUACGUGAAUGCAAUGAUGCGAGGGGGCAAAUCGUUUAUCCAGUUUUUUACCGUGUGGAUCCAUCGGAAGUGCGAAAACAAAAGGGGAAUUUUGGGAAACGAUUUGAUGAAUUGGUUUCUAAGCUUCAGAUGGAGAUGGAGAUGGAGAUGGAGAUGGAGAAGGUUCAAAGUUGGAAGAAAGCUUUGAAGGAAGUAGGCAAUUUAGCAGGCUUCACUUUCCCAAAUCCAGCAAUUGGGUAA
Molecule: messenger RNA, 680 nt
Organism: Camellia sinensis
Lineage: Eukaryota; Viridiplantae; Streptophyta; Magnoliopsida; Ericales; Theaceae
Source: RefSeq, a predicted model, not a curated record